Ectocarpus sp. CCAP 1310/34 is the source of this 2318-nucleotide messenger RNA. NCBI's taxonomy places the organism in Eukaryota, Phaeophyceae, Ectocarpales, Ectocarpaceae. The record is from the annotation of a GenBank genome assembly.
CCUUUACCCUGCUGCGCGCUGCGGCUGUCGGGGACCUCGGCUGAAGGGCAUAGCGCGCGGGACGUGCGGACAUGUCCUCGUUAUCUGACGAUGUGAGGCCGCAAGCUGAUAGCCUUGAGCAUGAUUCGUCGGAGCACCUCGUCGCGCGACCGGCAGAGCCCGUCGAGGGACAGUGUGGUGUUUCUGCAGCUGCUGCUACGGCCGAUUGCUGUGGCAAGGGCGAUUGGAACGAGUCCGACGGCGAGGUAUACGACGACGAGGAUGACGAGGACGAGGAGCAGGAGGAGGAGGAAGUCGUCAUGGACGAAGAGGAGAUGCUACGAAUGCUAGACAAGAUGGAGCCCCCGCUGUCAGUAUGCCAGCGGCUCCUGAAGGAUGAUGGUGGAGGCGAUGGGCCUUGGCUGGUGCUUUCCGACAGCCAGCGCGCGUCGCUCAGCCAACGAGGCUUUACGGUACUGGAUAGGCUCGCUCCCGCCAGCCUUGCCGCUGAUGCCUACGAUGAGGCGAGUUUCGCUAUCGCCAGAGCCGCCUCAGGGGUCCUGGCCCCUGCCCAUGGUAGCAGCGGCGGCGGCGCCAGGAGCAUCAACGGCGGUUGUGGUCACGAGACCAGCGAAGGAGAUGGCGCUCUCAACGAGGAAGGCUUGAAGGACGAACAUGCUCCGGCGGCGGCGCCGGGGCUGACUGGCUACGUGAAGUCGGUGCGCGACGACCUCACGGCCUUCGUCUCGUCCGAACGAGAGGCGGGGAGAGGCGCCCGCGGGGCCGCCGAGACCGGCGCAGUCGGAAGGACUCUUGCUAUCCUGGCGAGGCUCGGGGAGGAUUUAGGGCGGAUGGUGCGGCUCAGGGGCAGGGUGGAGCACCAGCUGGCGGUGUACCCGUCCGGGAUCGGUGCGCGCUACGAGAGGCAUCGGGACGCCUACCCAGACGAUGGCGAAGAAGAUUACGACGAAGACCCUCCGGCCGCAACCGAUGGCGAGGUAAAUGCUAACCAUAACACCAAAGCGGAAGAGGCAGAGGGAGCAGACGGAGGCAGCGUAAGCUUCCGCAGGAUAACCGCAAUCUGCUACCUCCGCCGGAACGGGACCCCGUGGCAGGCGUCCGACGGGGGGGCCCUCCGCCUGUACCCUCCCACCGCGUCACCCCUCGCUCAAGAAGAGGAAUGCGACAACGGCAGCAGCGGCGAGGUUGUGUGCAAGCUCGCCUCCCGGCUCGAUUUUGAGGCAGAGCAAGAGGAUCGCCGACAGCACCAGCAGCAGCCCGACACCCGAGGCCCCUGCUCCUCGGACGCCGCCGCCGCCACCGGUGGCAGAGACAGAGUAACAGGCGACGACAUUGAUGACGGGCGCGCCGGCGGUAGCAGCAGCUGCCGUACCUCUUCGUGCCGCAGUGGUGCCGGAGCGAAAGGUGGUAGCACCGGCGGUGGAGAUAUUUGUCACGUUAGCGGCGGGGGCGGCGGGGGCGGUAGCGUCGCCACUAAUACGGGUGAAUCAGCCAGCAGCCGAGACGAUUGGGCAGGCGACGGUGCUCAUGAUUCAGCUGCGGGAGGUGGUGGUACUAAUAGUGGGGGCGACGAGACCGGUGGCGAGGGGACCCGCCAGGGAUUCGUCGAUGUGCCCCCCCUCGCCGGACGCGCGGUCGUUUUCUUCAGCGGCGCCGUGGAGCACGAGGUCCUGCCGGUCACGGGACAGUUGCCGAGGGCGGCCUUGACCACUUGGUUUCACUAACUACGGCAGGAAAAACGACCAACGGACAAAGCGGCGGGUUAUCUCCAACUUGCUUUUCAUCAGUGUCGACUUGGUUUGUGUCUGUCUCUAGGACAGAUUUCCGAGUCCUCGUGUUUGUGGUAUUGGUGUCAAGUGUUGGUGUUGAUUAAAUUGGUUUCCGAGAUCUUGGGUCUGUCGAUGCUGGUCUUCGUUUGGGGCUUUUGGGUUUUCAAGUAUCGUGUCGUCGCGUAGUUUAACUGGUUUGGUUGUUUGUGCUUGCCGACUCUCACGAUAUUAGUGAUCGUGGUUGGAUUAUGACGAGCAACGUGGAGCAACUUAUUUUCGUCUUUUUUUGUACACUCCUUGCUGGAACGACCGCAUGUGUACGUUGUGCAGUGAUCAAGCCCAGUGCACUUCGAAGUCAAUGUACCAGCAUCUCUUGCUGCAUGGCAGCACCAAGGAGUCGGACAAGGCGGCUCGGUGGCAAAUACGUUCGGAAUUAGAGUAUGGCUUGUUGCAUCCUUCCUGUGGUUUUCGUUGGGUGAAAGAAAACACAACUGUCAUGUGUUUCUUGCCAGGUCAGGCGGCGAGGGCUUCCCGCACUGUAGACUUGUC